AUGGCAUGGAAUCGGUGUCGAUUCGAUCAAUAUCGAGUACGAGGAGGAGGAGACCAGCGACAAGAUGUUGAAGAAGAAAGGAUAAUGCGUAUCGGCAUAUUGAUUCUCUCCUCCUCCUCCUCUUCAGUCCCAAUUUCAAGACCAAAACCAAACCCUAGUAAUCUCUUCUCUGUAGCUCAUCGACCUUCUAUUUCAUUCAAAUGGGUCGCUAAUUGUAGAAACCCUAGCAUCUCCAUUCUCCAACCUAUAAGAAGCUCCCCUAGCUCUAAUCCCUCCUCCUCCUGUAAUGGCGAAAGCCAAAACUCUUAUGCUUCAUCGAGAAUUUUCAUCAAGGGACUAUCACGCUCAACCUCUGAGGGAGUUUUGGUGAAGAUCUUUUCCACUUUUGGAGAUAUCAGAAAAGUUAAGGUAAUUACAAGCAAGGGCUCUAAGGAAUCUUUGGGAUUGGCGUAUAUAUGGUUUGCUCAUGAAGAAGAUGCACUGUCGUCGGUAAAGGAGAUGGAUGGAAAGUUUGUUGAUGGAAGGUUCAUUGCUGUAAUGAUGGCAAGACCAGAAGGCCCUUCCAAGCAAGUGAGAGCUCUGCCCUACAAAUUUCGAUAAAAAAAUCUUGAAAUUGGUGUGCAUCUUCGUGAGUACACUGUCCUUUCCACUUUAGGAGAUAAGGAAGAUAUUGGAGCUUUUUGCAAACAGUUAUUGGUAGCAAAUGAUACUUUUUUGUUUGCUUUCGGCUUAAAUCACUAUAGCUUACUCAUGAACAGAAAGUAAAUUACAGCGUAUUAUCUGGAGCAUGUGUAGUUUGGAGCAUAUAUUCAUUCAAUCUCUGAACUAUUGGUUGAUGGUGGUCCUAAUGGAAUAUGAUCUAUUUCCUCA
This is a messenger RNA of Asparagus officinalis (garden asparagus), 870 nucleotides long. Its product is annotated as glycine-rich RNA-binding protein 4, mitochondrial-like. Gene Ontology annotation, molecular function: RNA binding. NCBI's taxonomy places the organism in Eukaryota, Viridiplantae, Streptophyta, Magnoliopsida, Asparagales, Asparagaceae. Bases 1 to 600 code for a protein of 199 amino acids. The record is from RefSeq and is a predicted model, not a curated record. The transcript has 5 exons.